Molecule: messenger RNA, 3909 nt
Organism: Topomyia yanbarensis
Lineage: Eukaryota; Metazoa; Arthropoda; Insecta; Diptera; Culicidae
Gene: SCaMC
Product: mitochondrial adenyl nucleotide antiporter SLC25A25
Exons: 7
Coding region: 472-2370 (632 amino acids)
Biological process (GO): transmembrane transport
Cellular component (GO): mitochondrial inner membrane
Molecular function (GO): calcium ion binding; ATP transmembrane transporter activity
Source: RefSeq, a predicted model, not a curated record
UCGUCUACAGUAGUUUUUCGGUCGUGGUCGUGAUCGCUUUCGAGAGUGUUUUAUAAAAUUUCGUCGCGUUCCAUGUGUGAAAAAACGCUCUGGUAAAACAGAGGAAAAGCUAACGAGCAUUCUUUUUCUUUCUCCGGGUCGUAAAAUACGUGUGCUGUUCACAUGUUGGUAGGUGAAUUGAAUAAAAAAAAUCCGGUUUGUGUUAACGAAAUGUAGAAUAGGAAGCAUCUCGUUUGCCUUCUAGAAGUAAGCGAAAAAGUUCCAGCGUUGAAUCUUUUUUUUUCGCUUGUGCAAAAACGUGAGACAAUCCCGCGAGUGAGUCAGCAGCAGUGCCUGCUGCUAGUUCCGUGGCAAAAGUUAACGCUGGUGACUGUGAUCGACUCCAGUUUGCAGUAAGGGUUUAGGUGGUGAAAGUGAAUAUCCGACAGCGGGGAGAAAUUUGUUCAACCUCUGUAGACCAGACGGUGUACGAUGGUUAACUUGGGUAGCAGUCCCAGCAAUAGCAAUAGUUCGGAAAGCAGCCAAGUAUAUCCCGGGGUGCACUAUUUGCACGAGUUGCCCCAGGCGGACGAGGAGCGGCUGGAGAAGAUUUUCAACAAACUCGACCGAGACGGGAAUGGCCGCAUCGAUAUCCACGAUUUGUCCGCGGCGCUGAAGGAAUUCGGACUGUCCCAUGCGUAUGCAGAGGAAUACGGACACUCGUUAUUUUUUCAGCGUUUUCUCAAGCAAUCCGACCAGACGCAGAGCGGCGAUGUCGGUCUGGCUGAAUUUAUCCACUACGUGCGGGAGCACGAAAAAAAUCUCCGCCUGCAGUUCAGCAAUCUGGACAAGAACCGUGAUGGGAUGGUGGAUUUGGAGGAGCUGAUAGUAGCCUUUAAGGAUCUAGGCAUUGAAAUGGACCGGCACGAGGCGGCUAAGUUACUUAAAAGGAUGGACAAAGAUGGCAGUCUCAACAUAAGCUUCAACGAGUGGCGAGAUUUUCUUCUCUUGGCACCAUCUUCCGAUAUACAUGAACUCGUCAGAUACUGGAGGCAUUCUACUCAUUUGAGAUACAAUGAAGCGUAUCUGGUGAUGAUAGGUCGAAAAAUGAACUCGGAAAUAAUGCCUUCCAUCAAUGAUCCUCCACUUCCGAUUAUUGUGCCGACAUUUGUAGCAAAUAGUGAUAGCAAAAAUGAAGUCGGUGCUACCGAGACUAGUACUAAUAAGACUACUACCAACAUCAACACUACAACUACCACCAAUAGUGAAGUCCUGGUGGGGAAGACACCCGACGAAGACCCUGAACUUUCCUUGCUAAGUCUGAUCGAUCUCGAAGAAGCAAUUGCGCAUGUCACUGAGCUGAUACUGAACCCCAAACUUUUGAAUCGAAAUCCCUCCAUUGCCGGUGUGCACAAGUGCUACAACACACAUCUGCUGGUGGAUGGUAAGUACUUGGACAUCGGUGAAGAUCUGAACGUACCUGAUGAUUUCACACAGAGCGAAAUGCAGAGUGGCAUGUGGUGGCGACACCUGGCUGCUGGAGGAAUUGCGGGUGCUGUCUCGCGAACAUGUACCGCGCCACUCGAUCGGCUCAAAGUGUUCCUGCAGGUUCAAUCCAGCAAACAGCGAAUCUCAGACUGUCUGCAGUACAUGCUCAAGGAGGGCGGUGUGCAGAGCCUAUGGCGAGGCAAUUUCAUUAACGUGCUUAAAAUCGCACCCGAAUCGGCCAUCAAGUUUGCCGCGUACGAACAGGUCAAACGGUUGAUCCGUGGCAACGACAAACGCCAGAUGACCAUCUACGAGCGGUUCGUUGCGGGCGCCUGUGCCGGAGGCGUCUCCCAAUCCGUCAUCUAUCCACUAGAAGUAUUAAAAACCCGACUAGCGUUAAGAAAAACCGGACAAUACAGUAGUAUAAUGGACGCGGCCAGCAAGAUCUACCGCCGGGAGGGGCUGCGCUCGUUCUACCGUGGCUACAUUCCAAACAUGCUCGGCAUCAUACCGUACGCCGGUAUCGAUCUGGCCGUGUACGAAACGCUGAAGAAGAAGUAUUUGAGCCACCACGAGACGGAGCAGCCGAGCUUCUGGUUGCUGCUGGCGUGCGGUAGCGCCUCCAGUACGCUCGGGCAGGUGUGCUCGUACCCGCUGGCACUGGUGCGGACCCGACUGCAGGCACAAGCGGUCACCAUCGGUUCGCAAAAUCCAGCGGACGGACUCACGGCCCAGGUCCAGCCGAACAUGUCGAACGUGUUCAAGCGAAUACUGCAAACCGAGGGCCCACUGGGACUGUACCGGGGCAUCACGCCCAACUUCAUCAAGGUGCUGCCGGCCGUCUCGAUCAGCUACGUGGUGUACGAGUACUCGAGCCGCGCUCUCGGAGUGAACAUGACGUGAUUUGCUACGGCUUGGGUGAUCGUUUCUCAGCCGCUACCGCUGCUACUAGCUCCGCUCUUCAUGCUGCAACUAUUGAUCGCCGCUGUUGUGGUGGCUAUUAUAUUAACAGUCAUUUCCGUCGUCUUUCGCCAUCGUUAUCGUCAUCGCGCUAUUCCUGCUGUGGCCGUCGCUGCCGUUUCUUCGACGAAGCAGCGAGUUGGUGUAUUCAGCCUUGGAAAUUGUUUUCCAAACAUAUCCCUCUACCAUCUUGUCGCUACUGGAAACCGUACUCAAGACGUCUUGAAGGGAACGCAAGGAAAACAUGGAACAUUCUUCAUUAUAAAACGAGCACUUCUUGAAAAAGAAAUGGCAGCAAACACCCACACAGGCCUGUGCUUUUCUUUUCUUUUAAGGUGUACAUACUGCAAUUUAAUUUAUUUUCCAAUCUAUUUUUAUAACUAGUAACAAAUUGAAGCCUUUUUUAGAGAAAACUAAAGCAAUUAGUUCUUUUUUUAAUCUUUAGUGCAAACCCCAUAACAAGAGACAAUUUUUAUUUCGAUUCCAUUGUUAAUUGCGAAGUAAAGCAAAAGCUAAAGUGUAUUUUUUCCAACCGAUUCGUAUAAGUCUCUCUAAAAUCCCCGGUUAAAUAUAAUAAACUUACAUAAUAACAAGCAAAUAAUCCAGCCGGAUCAGAAAACAUAUAAGCGAAGCUUAUAAUAGCAGUUAACAAAUAGGAACCUUUCUCAAUUUAUUUAUUUUCCUUUUUAGUUCAGCAUUAGAUGUAUUAGCAAAUUUUCAAAUAAUAGGAGGAUGUCAUUUUUUCACUGUCGAGAAAAGCAACUGGUGUCAAACUUAGCAUCAUAGAAGACUAGCGAUAUUGAAGAGCAGGAAAAUGAUGACGCGUCGUCGGGUUUGCACCGCUGAAUCUGCGUGUGCCUUUCGGUUAGGUCAGAAUAGAGAGAUGUCCGCCGUCUCCUUUUCGAGGGUGGUGUUCUAUCGUUGCGUGAUUCCUGCGGCCGGCUCCGCGGGGAAGGUCAGCGAAGGUGCUAUCCUCUUCGUAAGGGAGUGGCUAUGCGGAUUAAUGGAUGUGUGGCGAAUGUGAGUGAGCGAAUUGUGCAUGCAAGUGUGUGUGUGGGAGGAGGAAUAGAAAGGUCUAAGAUUUUUUUUUGUAAUGCGCUUUUCGUUUAGCUAGAAGUUUCCGAAAGUAAAUCAUGCAGAUAAGGAAGGGAGCAAAGUAUGAAAAUUAUCAACAUUUUUUUUUAUCAAUUUACUAGAUAUGAAGUUCGUAAAAUUGCUCGAUAUUUUUAAACGGCGUAGAAGUUGGAAGUUCACGAGGUGCAUAUUUUUCUUGCCGAAAAUGCAGCCUCGUUUUUCAGUCAUUUACUAUAUAAGGGUUCGGAUAAUCGUCGAAGUGGUUCUGUAACGGCACAAUAGAGGAUUAAUGAGCGAAGACAGAUCUGUUGAUGUGAAAAUAGUUAUCAUCGGUAACUAGAAAUGACUAAAUACUAAAAGAUACGAACCUUUUUUUUUGAAAUAUAACGAUUUAUUUGGAAUUGAAAA